UUUUUUGUCAUUUCACAUUGUGUUGACCAACUACAAAUUGGAAUCCACACAUCAUGAAAUAGUAGAUAUGCCUUCACCACACUAUAAACGUCCAGCACUCUUACAUGAGAAUACUUUGGUCGGCGACGCAGAAAAAACCAUUACUUUCUGUAAAUACCAUGAACCCGGGUGCACUCUGUCUUGCUGGACUCGCUAUUGUCACCAUGACUGUUGGCUUGGCCAAUACUGGCACUAUUGUGGACUUUCCUCCCGUUGUAAUUGGCUCAUGCCUAACUGUGGCAUUUAUAUCGAAUGUACUUGCUGGAUUACUUGAGCUCCGUGCUGGUAACACAUUCAGCGCGGUCUCGGACAUAUGUUAUGGCUGUUAUUUUCUCUCUUAUGGUAUCUUCUUGUUACCCGGAAUGGGAGGUUAUUCUGUUGAAGGGGAGAAAAGUGCUCAGGAUCUCGGUAUGGCUGAAGGUAUCUUUUAUCUUCCUUGGCUGAUGUUUGCUGUACUCAUGUUCCUUGGAACGCUACGUCAAUCCCGCAUAGCUCAACUGAUCCAUGGUCAGGUCUUUAUGGUAUUUUUCUUGGAAACCGUUGGCGCUUUUACUCAAAUGGCGGUGCUGACCAAAAUUAGUGGCUGGAUAUGUAUCAUCCUAUCUCUCACUUGCUAUUACACCACUGCUUCCUUUAUUUACAAUUCAAGUAUAACACCUAUUUCUCUUCCCAUUGGGGUAUGAGAAAAAGAUGCAUUGAAACAGAAAGACUUAUGGUGCAAUCCGUUCGAGAAAUGUUUUUAAGUAAAGAAAAUUAGAUAUGCCUAGGCCAAGAACAUUAAAGAAAAAAAAAAAGAAGGUAAUAAAUCAUUUCUUAGUAACGG
Umbelopsis ramanniana AG is the source of this 862-nucleotide messenger RNA. RefSeq lists its product as uncharacterized. Bases 105 to 722 code for a protein of 205 amino acids. The transcript is spliced from 3 exons. Gene Ontology annotation, molecular function: acetate transmembrane transporter activity. Gene Ontology annotation, cellular component: plasma membrane. The record is from RefSeq and is a predicted model, not a curated record. NCBI's taxonomy places the organism in Eukaryota, Fungi, Mucoromycota, Umbelopsidomycetes, Umbelopsidales, Umbelopsidaceae.